AUGCAGGUCCGCCGCGCAACGAUGGAGGACAUGUACCAGAUGCAGCACUGCAACCUGCGGUGCCUGCCGGAGAACUACAACAUGCGGUACUACCUCUACCACAUCCUCUCCUGCCCGCAGCUGCUGUACGUGCAGGAGGACUACAACCGCAACGUGGUGGGCUACGUGCUUGCCAAGAUGGAGGAGGAGGAGAAGCCGGAGAGCAUCUACGGCCACAUCACGAGUAUCUCGGUGCUGCGAAGCCACCGCCGGCUUGGCGUGGCGUCGCGACUGAUGCGGGCCUCCAUGAAGGAGAUGCAAAAGCAGUACGACGCCAACUUCUGCUCCCUGCACGUGCGCAAGACCAACGACGCGGGGCUGCACUUGUACCAGGACACGCUGGGCUUCCGCUGCGCCAACGUCGAGAAGGGGUACUACGUCGACGAGGAGGACGCGUUCCACAUGAAGAAGUUCUUCAAGGGGCCAAACCCCGGCCUCUACGUCGCGGCAAACCGACAGCUCGUGCGCCAGCAGAACUCCGCCGCGCCCCGAGAAAACGGCGCGGCGGCGGAAGCACCGCAACCGACGCCGCCGCCGCCCUCCUCGGCAGGUGGGCACCGGGGGGAGAAGAAGCGGGCGGCGGAGAUCGAGAAGGAGCAGCUCGAGCUCGUGGCGGAGCUGUUGGCGGCCUCCAAUAAGGAGUCGGGGAAAGGCCGGCAGCAGAAGGGCGGCGGGAGCAAGCGCGGCAAGAAUAAAAAGUGA
Messenger RNA from Trypanosoma conorhini, 741 nucleotides. RefSeq names its product putative N-acetyltransferase complex ARD1 subunit. Gene Ontology annotation, cellular component: NatA complex. NCBI's taxonomy places the organism in Eukaryota, Euglenozoa, Kinetoplastea, Trypanosomatida, Trypanosomatidae. The transcript has a single exon. Gene Ontology annotation, biological process: N-terminal peptidyl-glutamic acid acetylation. The coding region runs from base 1 to 741 and encodes 246 amino acids. Gene Ontology annotation, molecular function: protein-N-terminal-glutamate acetyltransferase activity; protein N-terminal-serine acetyltransferase activity. The record is from RefSeq and is a predicted model, not a curated record.